Messenger RNA from Castor canadensis (American beaver), 577 nucleotides. RefSeq names its product lysozyme C. Lineage: Eukaryota; Metazoa; Chordata; Mammalia; Rodentia; Castoridae. The record is from RefSeq and is a predicted model, not a curated record. Gene Ontology annotation, biological process: defense response to Gram-positive bacterium; defense response to Gram-negative bacterium. Gene Ontology annotation, molecular function: lysozyme activity.
ACAUGAAGGGUCUCCUUCUUCUUGGGCUUCUUCUCCUUUCUGCCACAGUUCAGGGCAAGAUUUAUGGAAGGUGUGAGUUGGCCAGAACUCUAAAGGAACUUGGAAUGGAUGGCUACCGGGGUAUCAGCCUGGCAGACUGGGUGUGUAUUGCCAAAUGGGAGAGCGGUUAUAACACAGAAGCCACAAACUACAAUCCUGGAGACAAAAGCACUGAUUAUGGGAUAUUUCAGAUCAAUAGCCGCUACUGGUGUAAUAAUGGUGAAACCCCAGGAGCAGUUGAUGCCUGUGACAUAUCCUGCAGUGCUUUGUUGCAAAGUAACAUCACUGAUGCUGUAAAGUGUGCAAAGAGGGUUGUCAGAGAUCCACAAGGAAUUAGAGCAUGGGUGGCAUGGAGAACUCACUGUGAAAACCAUGAUCUCUCUGAGUAUGUUGAGGGCUGUGGAGUGUAACUGCAGAAUUUUCCUUCUUCAGCUCGUUCUGUCUCUUUUUCACAUUAUGGGAGUAGUAGUUCAGUGAAAGGUCACACUGCCAUUGUGUCCCCUUCAAGGAAAUAGUAUUUUUAUAGAAGCAGGAGCGA